Mycotypha africana is the source of this 1290-nucleotide messenger RNA. Its product is annotated as Adenylosuccinate synthetase. The transcript has 4 exons. The record is from RefSeq and is a predicted model, not a curated record. Gene Ontology annotation, molecular function: adenylosuccinate synthase activity; GTP binding. Bases 1 to 1290 code for a protein of 429 amino acids. Gene Ontology annotation, biological process: 'de novo' AMP biosynthetic process; IMP metabolic process. NCBI's taxonomy places the organism in Eukaryota, Fungi, Mucoromycota, Mucoromycetes, Mucorales, Mycotyphaceae. Gene Ontology annotation, cellular component: cytoplasm.
AUGUCUGCUUUUGAAAAAGGUACUCUCACAGUUGUCCUCGGUGCUCAGUGGGGUGAUGAGGGUAAAGGUAAGUUAUCCGAUAUCCUUUGCGGUGAAGCUGAGAUUUGUGCUCGUUGUGCUGGUGGUAAUAACGCCGGCCAUACCAUCGUUGUCAACGAUACCAAGUAUGAUUUUCAUAUGCUACCCUCUGGCUUGGUUAAUCCCAACUGUGUUGCCUUGAUUGGUAAUGGUGUCGUUAUUCAUUUACCUUCAUUCUUCGAGGAAAAGGCCAAGAUUGAAGCUAAAGGUAGUCUCAACUGUGAUGGUCGUCUUCUUGUCUCCGACCGUGCCCACCUCGUUUUUGAUUUCCACCAAAAGGUUGACGGCCUCAAAGAAGUUGAAUUAGGUCGUGGUAGUAUUGGUACCACCGGUAAGGGUAUUGGUCCCACUUACUCUUCUAAGGCUUCUCGUUCUGGUAUUCGUGUUCAUCAUCUUUUUGAAUUCGAGGAAUUCUCUGCUCGUUUCAGAACUAUGGUUGAAAACAGACGCAAGCGUUAUGGUAAUUUUGAAUAUGAUGUCGAAGCCGAACUUGUACGUUAUAAGGAGUUGGCCGAACGUAUCAGGCCCUAUGUUAUCGAUACUAUCCCUUACAUUCACAACGCUUUGAAGGAAGGCAAGCGUAUCCUUGUUGAAGGUGCCAAUGCUUUAAUGCUCGAUCUCGAUUUCGGUACUUACCCCUUUGUCACCUCUUCUAGCACUGCUAUCGGUGGUGUCUGUACUGGUCUUGGUGUCCCUCCUAAGACAAUUGGUAAUGUCAUUGGUGUUCUUAAGGCAUAUACCACACGUGUUGGUGGUGGCCCUUUCCCUACUGAACAAUUAAAUGAAGUCGGCGAACAUCUUCAAACUGUUGGCUUCGAAGUUGGUGUCACUACUGGCCGUAAGCGUCGUUGCGGUUGGUUAGAUUUAGUCGUUGCUAAAUAUUCUACUCUUAUCAACGGUUACACUAGCUUCAACUUGACCAAGCUUGACAUUCUCGAUCAGCUCCCCACAAUUAAGGUUGCCGUCGCCUAUAAGUUGAAUGGUAAGAGGUUAGAAUCCUUCCCUGCCGAUCUUGAUCUUCUCGAUAAGAUUGAAGUUGAAUAUGUCGACCUUCCUGGCUGGCAAACCGAUAUUAGCAAAUGCACUAAGUACGAAGAUCUCCCCGAAAACGCCAAGAAGUACAUUGCUUUCAUUGAAAAGGAAACUGGUGUUCCUGUUGAAUGGAUUGGCGUUGGUCCCGGAAGAGACUCCAUGAUCCGUAAAGCCAUCUAA